AUGCAUUAGCCUUAUCAACAUAAUUAGUAUGAUAGCUAAGCCCAGUUUAAUAAUCAAGCCUUACCCAAUUCAAACGAGUACAUGCAUUAGUUUAAUAUGACUCAGUAGCAUCCUCCAAAAGCUCCUAUUUAUGCAAACUCAUUCAAUUAGUAGCAAUAAAUUUCUUCCUAUUAAGAUGAGGAGCCUGAAAAUGCUAUAGAAUAAGAAAGAGAUAAUUAAUUUUAAGACUAGUGCUAACCUAUGAAACCAUUUUCUUAAAAUUGUUUUGAUUUUGCAUCAAGUAGGUACACUAUUCAGUAGCAGCCAUCUUCCAGUAACUUGGUAAAUGGUAGCGCUAGUACUUUGAAUCUGGUAUCGUAGCAGUAACCUCAAUCACUAAAGGAGCUGGAAGAGAGUAAAUGCCAUUCCAGUGAUUUAGCUAAAUUUUGUAGUAAAAAAUAAUAGAUAAUUGAAGGAGAAUAUAUUUGUGGUAAAUAAUUUAAGGCCUAAUAGGAUAUGUUAUUUUAAUAAGCAUAAAAUAAUGUGAUUCUACCUUUAGAAAAGUAAGAGGAGUCCUCAUAAAACUAAUUAGAAGACUCUGAAGAGCACAAAGGAGAGAAGAAGAUAUCUCCUCUCAGAUAAUUUAAGAAAGCCAUUUCCAAAGAUAAAAAAAGUGUUGUUGCAUUCAGCUAGUGUUCAAUUAAACAAAACUCUUCUAACCAACUUUCCCACCAUUCUUCUUAAUCUCACUCAACUUCUUCCUCUGUCUCCAGAGAUUCCUUUUCUUCAUAAUCUUCUUCUUCUUCUCUCUAAAAUUAACAAGAAUACGAGCAACAUGAAAGCCAGCAAUCCAACACUGCUUUCAAUUAUAGUCUAGUUCCUCUCUCUAAAAACGUUCAAAACAAGGUCAGUAUAUCAGGUUUUGGUGAUUGCCAUGUAGAGCUGAAUGUUGAGAGAGAUUUCACUGCUGAUAAUCGCUUUGUUGCAUUCAAAUAUUGGCGUCCCUGCUAAAAUUAUGCUAUUGAUUAAAACUCAUUAAUUUCACGUUUUUAUGUUGAACCUAACUUCAAUACGCGUACAUCUGACUUCUCAUCAUGCAUUUAGAUUUAUAAAAACUACCCUGAUUAAAAUAUAAGAAGAUGGGGAUAGGUACUUGAUAUGUAUUAAAAGUGGACCUCUAUCCUCUAUAACGAAGCAGACUAUUUCUAUAAGAAGUUGAAUGCUAAUCCUUAACUGAAAUAAUAUUUCGAAGAAAAAAUGGAAAUAUUUAUGAACGAGGCUCUUAAAAGAGUUAAUUAAUACCUGUUAGAUGAAUAAGGAAGCAGCAAAAAGUAGCUUUUUUGCUAUUCUUUGAGAAAGUUAAACGAAGAGUACAAGGAUAUUGGAAGUAUUUAAUAUGGUUAUAGCAAAGGCUUAAUCGAUAUCUUAGGUCCUGAUCCUAGCGAAACCAGGUUAUACUUGCAACGUUAUGGAUUGAACUACUUCUUCGACUAGAAAACUCGUAUUGAAAGAUACAUUCAUGAUUUCUAAUACAUACAACAAGGUGGAUAAAUUUAUGAUACUGUCAAUGUAAUUACACUCGAUAAGAUUUAAAUAGAAUUAAAAGUCUCCAACUAAUACAUUUAUUAUGAUUUCUUCUAAGAUCCCCUAGCAAAGGAGGUAUUCGGAGAUUUCUCAGAAUGUGCUCGUCUUGUUAGAAAAUUUGCAGGCUGCAAAAUGGAAAUUUUCGAAAUAGAUCCUUUGCAAUAGUAAAAACUCCAAGUAGAGCGUCAUAUAUAUAAACCGAUUUAUGAAAAGGAAAAAUACUUGACAUUUGAUGACUAACUGCUUUCUCUCUACUAUAAAAAUGAAGUUAAAAAGAUAACUCAAGCAAAAAAUAAUAAAAAACAAUCAAAAUCAAGUAUGCAAGAUAAUUAAAUCAUAGAAAUUAAUUAGAAUCCUCAAUAAGUCGACACAAACUUUGAAGAAUUCGGUUACAAUCCCUUUGAAAAUUAUAUGUCCUUUGAAAAGAAGGAAGAAGACAAUUAAGCUUUUUUACUCAGUGAUGAGCAUUAAGAAUAUUGA
This is a messenger RNA of Tetrahymena thermophila SB210, 2043 nucleotides long. RefSeq lists its product as hypothetical. The record is from RefSeq and is a predicted model, not a curated record. The transcript has a single exon. NCBI's taxonomy places the organism in Eukaryota, Ciliophora, Oligohymenophorea, Hymenostomatida, Tetrahymenidae.